AGAACGAUGUCUUUUGGAGGGAAAAGUUCCCAAGAGUUGCGUGGAUAUGAGAAGAUCAAGACGGUCGGAAAAGGUUCCUUCGGCACGGCCACUCUCUACAAGAGGUUGGAAGAUGAAGUUUUUGUGGUGAUGAAAGAGGUCUUCGUCUCGGACAUGUCGCCAAUCGAGAAGAGCGCUGCUUUGAACGAAGUUGAGGUGCUCUCCUCUUUAGAUCAUCCUAACAUAAUCAAGUAUUUGGGGAGUUUUCAGCAUGGCGGAAGUCUGAUGAUCGUGAUGGAAUACGCGGACGGCGGUAACUUGGCGCAGCUGAUAAGCAGGAAGCAGGAGAAGCGGGAGAAAAUUCCGGAACCGGAAAUUCUCGAUAUCUUCGAGCAGAUUUGCUGCGGAAUCAGUUACAUGCAUGCGAACAAGAUUCUGCACAGAGACAUGAAAUCUGCGAACGUCUUCUUGAACAAAGACGGAACUGUUAAGAUCGGCGAUUUCGGUAUUUCCAAGAUGAUGAACACCAGGUCGCAGGCGCACACCGUCGUCGGAACACCGUAUUAUUUAAGCCCGGAGAUGUGCGAGGGCAAAGAUUACAAUGAAAAAUCAGACGUAUGGGCGAUGGGCUGCAUCCUCUACGAACUCGUCUGCCUUCGCAGACCGUUCGAGGCCCCAACACUCCCCCUGCUCAUCCAAAAAAUCUCAUCCUGCGAUUUUCCGCGAAUCCCCAAUACCUAUUCCGAUGGAAUCUUCCAGCUGAUAGAGAUGAUUCUGCAGAGGGAUAGCGAGAAAAGACCAUCCGGUUUGCUCAUGUUGCAUACAAUUAUACCAGCGAUUCGCGAAGAAUUGAAGUCCUUAUCGGCGAGACUCUCAGAAUCUUUGUCCUUGAGCCCACCGAAAGAACGUUCCGUUCUGUACGAUCUGCAAGGAUUCACAUCAAACGCAAACCUACAUCCGACAGAUUUACCCUCAAAUUUGAAGCUAAUCGAUGUAGCGCAGAGUUUCACGCAUUCCUUGGUAAUUUCCGAUGAUUUCAAAGUGUUUUCCUGGGGGGAAGAUGCGCACGGUCAGCAGGGCCUUGGGAUGCGUGAGGCUUUCCGAAGAACACCGAUUGCGAAUAAAUCGUUGCAAUCGUAUAAAGUUAUCAGAUGUUGCGCCGGUCUUAAUUUUACCAUAUUUCUAACAGAGGAUGGAACACUAUUGUCCUGCGGUAACGGCAAAUUCGGUUGCCUCGGUCAUGGAAAUUGGAGCGAUCAGUUAACGCCAAAAUUUAUUGAGUCUCUGAAGAAUAUGAAAAUAUCCGAAAUCUGUAGCGGAGCAAACCACGUUUUGGCUUUAGCGACGAACGGAAAAGUCUUCGCCUGGGGAUCGGCUCAACACGGACAGUUGGGACUUGGUCACACUCAAUACUGUUGUAAACCAAUGCCGCUAAAACUAUCGGAUUUCAACGUGCAGAAGGUCUUUGGCGGAGAGGACUGUUCCGCACUCUUGACCACUUCCGGAAAGAUUUACUUCGCCGGAAGCAACACUUACAGCAAACUCGGUUUUAAGCAAGCGCAACUGUUGAAAACCUUUUGGCUUUUCGAAGGAAUCAAAGAGCGUUUCAUGGAUGUGUCCUUUGGAAAGAAGCACACGGUUCUUCUGGGCACAACCGGAAACGUUUAUUGCCUCGGAAGCAGCGAGCACGGGCAAUGCGGAAAAUCUGAAACGAGAUUAAUCUUGAACAAAGUCGAAAGAAUAAGCGCAGGACCCACGUAUACUGUAGCAUCGACUUACGAGAACGUCGUGUACUUCUGGGGUUCUUACAGCAAAAGAUCCAAAAACGUCGAUUGCAAUUUACACUUAUUCCAAAACGACAUUUACGAAAAAUCGCAGAAGACAAUUCAAUUGGAGGAUUCACCAAAACCAAUCUUAGCUCUAUACGCCUCAGCUGAGAAGAUUAAGAAUGGUAAUAUCUUGUGGAUUGGAGGAUUAGUUGCUAAUGCAAACAGCGUUUCUGUUUUGGUGCACACUACAACACCCACUCAGAAAAAGCACGACGAAGAUGUUGAAGAUGAUUGCAGUCGAGUGCUGAACACGAAUUGGACCAGUUCCAAUCAGACUUUGGCGACGGGAAUUGCUCUUAUGAAUACGCCGUUUCAAUGAGGAACAUUAAGAUUAUUAAUUUCUCUUUCUUUAGCAAUUUUAAUUAAUCAAAGAGACUUUACAAAGACCAACUUAAUUAAUGAUUACUUGUAUUUAUGUACAGUAUACAGUGUUCUCAAUAUUUGUUGAAAUACACUCGAUAAAGUUGAA
Nicrophorus vespilloides is the source of this 2277-nucleotide messenger RNA. RefSeq names its product serine/threonine-protein kinase Nek8. The transcript is spliced from 13 exons. Gene Ontology annotation, biological process: protein phosphorylation. Gene Ontology annotation, molecular function: protein kinase activity; ATP binding. The record is from RefSeq and is a predicted model, not a curated record. Bases 7 to 2127 code for a protein of 706 amino acids. NCBI's taxonomy places the organism in Eukaryota, Metazoa, Arthropoda, Insecta, Coleoptera, Silphidae.